AUGCCACGAACGGGAGGCUGCUCUGAAGCCCAGGUGAGUGAAACUGAGGGUGGAAUCCAAAAGUGGGGCGAGGAGAAGGAGGAAAAGGAGGAAGAGGAGGAGGAGGAAGAGGAGACCGCAGUGGGGGCUGCAGGAGGCGAGGCUCUGAGCUCUCCCAGGACGCCUCUUGCGGGCGAGCCCGGGACAGACGGCUGUGCAGGGGCCACGCCCGAGCUGCACCUGCUGCAGAACAGGUGGGUCCUGUGGUUCUUAAAGAACAGCCGCAGCCGGGCCUGGCGGGACAACCUGCAGCUGGUCACCAAGGUCCACACUGUGGAGGACUUCUGGGCGUUGUACAGUCACAGCAAGCUGGCCAGCAAGCUCUCUCCCGGCUGCGACUACGCCCUGUUCAAGGACGGCAUCGAGCCCACGUGGGAAGACGGCAGGAACAGGCAGGGUGGCCGCUGGCUGGUCAGCCUGGCCAAGAAGCAGCGCCACAGUAAGCUGGACCAGCUGUGGCGGGACACGCUGCUGUGUCUGAUAGGGGAGAGCUUCGAGGAACACGGGGGCGAGGUGUGUGGGGCCGUGGUCAGCAUCCGCACCAACGGGGACAAGAUUGCCGUGUGGACCGGGGAGGCGGAAAACCAGGAGGCCGUCCUGCACAUCGGGCGUGUCUACAAAGAGUACUUGGGCCUCUCCGCAAAGACCGUCAUCGGGUACCAGGCCCAUGCAGACACGGCUGCCAAGAGCAACUCCCUAGCCAGGAACAAGCUGGUGGUGUGAGGGGGGGCCUUGGCACCCCUCCUGUUUCGUGGGACAGCUUCUUACUGCUGUGUUGGGGAGCAAGACUUGGGCGUAGACAGCCUGGCUCUUACGGGUCAAGGGAACAGGAAUAUGUAUGUUUCAACAGCAGCGGGGGCCCAGGCUUAGGGGUGCCGUGGUGGCAGCAGCCCGAGGGCCUGGCUUGUCCAGGAGCCACACACUGGGCAGGGUGGAGGGGGCUCCCGGGCUUGCUUGUUUCAUCUGGGUGUGGGUGGUCACGGGGGAAGGAGGGGACCAGCACUUACUCUGUGCCUGCUUGGGAAGGGGACUAGGUGGCUUGCAGGCCAGGCUCUUCCAUUGAAGGGGAGGGGGCUCAAGGCCACUGACACUCCAAGGGGUGGAGUUCGAAGACAAGGGGGGAGGGCUUCUCUGUGACUCCUCUGCCUAAACAGCUUUCAGGGUUGCCUCUCCUCAGACCUGUAGCUUUGGCGGCCACCCUGGAUCCUGUUCAGGCUUGCCCUGUGACAACCAAAAUGCUCACCCCUCCCGUGCGCGUGCGGCUGGGCCCUGGCCUGGGCCGGAGGGUUUGAGGGAGAGCCGCAUCCGCACAGAGGGCUGCGUGGGGAGCCCUGCGUGGCUUCUCGCCUUGUCCUCUGGGGCCAGGGGUGUCUGUGCCUUGCUUGGCUCAGGGCCAGGCUGACAACGGAAGGGGGUGGGUAGCCCUGGGACCUCCUCUCUGCUCUGUUAGCGCUUGCUGUUUCGUGCUCUCACCCAGUCGUGAGCAUUGGGUGCCACUAAAUACUUCUGAACUGUAAGGCUGGUGGCCGGCCCGGCCCUGCCCUGCCCUGCCCUGCCCUGCCCUGCCCAGCUUAAAAAGACUGCCUGGGGUAGUCGGUUGUUUCCUUCCUAAUAAAGACGGAUCCUUGUUCGGC
Messenger RNA from Microcebus murinus (gray mouse lemur), 1673 nucleotides. Lineage: Eukaryota; Metazoa; Chordata; Mammalia; Primates; Cheirogaleidae. The record is from RefSeq and is a predicted model, not a curated record.